Molecule: messenger RNA, 1199 nt
Organism: Capra hircus (goat)
Lineage: Eukaryota; Metazoa; Chordata; Mammalia; Artiodactyla; Bovidae
Gene: NOL3
Product: nucleolar protein 3
Exons: 5
Coding region: 428-1060 (210 amino acids)
Biological process (GO): negative regulation of release of cytochrome c from mitochondria; negative regulation of extrinsic apoptotic signaling pathway; negative regulation of intrinsic apoptotic signaling pathway
Cellular component (GO): mitochondrion
Molecular function (GO): death effector domain binding; caspase binding; cysteine-type endopeptidase inhibitor activity involved in apoptotic process
Source: RefSeq, a predicted model, not a curated record
CCUCCCUUCCGCAGGACUCAUCUCUCGGGCUGGGUGGAGGGAUAGAUGUUGAGUUCGCAGGUGCGCGGUCUUCGGCGCUGGCCCACCACCUUCGCUCCUUAGCGAAAGAACGCGGGCAGGGAUCGAGGUGGGGAGGGCGGCAGAGACCCCCGACCACGCGUGCUAACUGGAGCCGCCAGGUCCUCUGGGAAGAAUCUGGGCUGUGACCAUUGAAGGACAUAACUUCGAUAUUCUGAGCAUUAAAUCUCAGAGGAUCCAGACUAGCUGGGGUCUCUGCUGUCCAGACAGGACAAAAGGCAGGACUUGAGUGGGUUCUGCCCGCCCUCCCUUCCUACACUCUUGACUGGGGGGACAGAUUUUGGAAACCUCAAGUAAGACGGCAGAGGAUCCAUGGUACACAGUCCGGUGAUGUCAGCCUGCCCCUACCAUGGGCAACACCCAGGAGAGGCCAUCAGAGACGAUCGACCGCGAGCGGAAACGCCUGGUAGAGACGCUGCAGGCGGACUCGGGGCUGCUGCUGGAUGCGCUGCUGGCACGGGGCGUGCUCACCGGGCCCGAGUACGAGGCUCUAGACGCGCUGCCUGACGCCGAACGCAGGGUGCGCCGCCUGUUGCUGCUGGUGCAGAGCAAGGGCGAAGCUGCCUGCCAUGAGCUGCUGAGCUGCGCCCAGCGAACUGUGCGGGCGCCCGAUCCCGCCUGGGACUGGCAGCACGUGAGGACCGGCUACCGGGAACGAAGCUAUGACCCUCCAUGCCCAGGCCACUGGACUCCCGGGGCUGCUGACUCAGGGACCACGUGCCCCUGGCUGCCCAGAGCUCCAGAAUCCGAUGAGGCCCGGGGUCCUGAGGACUCCGAAGCAGCACAAUCCGGAACCCCCGAGGAAGCUGAGCCAGAGCUGGAAGCCGAGACCUCUGAAGGGGCUGAACCGGAGUUGGACCCCCAAAUGGAUCCGGAACCAGAGCCAGAGGCAGAGCCAGAGCCAGAGGCGGAGCCAGAGCCAGAGCCUGAGCCUGACUUCGAGGCUGAAGACGAGCCUGAAGGCGAGCCUGAAGAUUCCUGAAAGCCAUAGCACCCACAGGCCGCUCUUCGUCCUAGCAGCAUCGGAUCUGGGAUCCCGCCAAGGUGGGGUCAGAUGCCACCAAGGUUCCAUCUGGCCCAGUACCACUGAAAGUGAAUAAAUUUUGGAGAGUCAGCCUGGA